Misgurnus anguillicaudatus (oriental weatherfish) is the source of this 1430-nucleotide messenger RNA. It is a transcript of the gene her1, whose product is annotated as hairy-related 1. Gene Ontology annotation, biological process: regulation of DNA-templated transcription. The record is from RefSeq and is a predicted model, not a curated record. Lineage: Eukaryota; Metazoa; Chordata; Actinopteri; Cypriniformes; Cobitidae. Gene Ontology annotation, molecular function: protein dimerization activity; DNA binding.
CGGACCAACAGGAUUAUACUAUUGUACAACGACCUUUUUUACGCAUUUACGCGCUCCACUUUGGUGUUGCCAACCCCAAACAGAUGAUGGUUACUCCAAAGAUGGCCAGCCGUAGAGGAGCCAAGAGAAUCUUAAAACCUGUCAUCGAGAAGAAACGGAGAGACAGGAUAAACCAGCGUUUAGAUGAGUUGAGGACUCCUCUGGAUAAUACAUUAGACUCGCGACUUCAAAACCCCAAACUGGAGAAGGCAGAAAUUUUAGAAUUAACUGUUGAAUACAUAAAGAAAAAAGCGCAAGGUGCGAGGGAAACUCAAGGAGAUUCUCACAAGGACCCACAUGACGCCAAACCCCCUGCUUUACAUCAUGGAAGACCACACGUACCCUACGCUUCAGUCCACGAGUCCAUCAAUGCCCAGAUGCCCUCCAAUCCCAUCUACAAAGCUGGUUUCAAGGAAUGCAUCUCUCGACUGGCCAACUUCAUUGAAUGUGUGGAGCCUUCCCAGCAAGACAACUUCAUCCAAGGCCUGUAUCACCAUCUCGACUCCUACAGCAAUGCUCUCCCCCAGAGCAGAGUUUCCAGCCAAGCUGCCCACCAUCCUUGGAUCCAAAGCGCUGAGCUGACGUGCAGGUCGGAUGUCCCUGUGAUUGGACCUAUGAGGGGAAACGCUGAGCCGUUUUCAUACCCCAGUAGUUUGUAUCCCAGCUCCUUCAUGCUUCACCAUCCGACAGGGCAACCUAUGACGCACCCCUACCUAUCUCCUCCGUACUCCAUUUCCCCUCCACCAUCUCCUUGUUACUCAAGCAGUUCUCCGCCUUUCUCCAGCUCACCCACAUAUCUCACCGUACCCUGCCACUUCCCUUUCCCACCCACCAUCUCCCCACUUUCUACAGACUCUUCAUCAUCACAUCAUCAGUCGUCGUCGUCUUCUCUUAGUAUCUCACCACCUUGUCUGCCUGUAGUCCCAGUGCCCCAUCCACAGGCCUCCCCCACUUCAGGGCGACACGCUGGGUCUUCUCCGCCCUGCCCACCCCGGACUCUGAGACGAGCUCUGUUUCACAACCAGCCUGUCUGGAGGCCCUGGUAAGGAAGAUCAGUGCCUAAAAACUUAUUGGUGAAAUACAGGGGAACAAUCACUGAGCUACGUCUACAUUUGUUGCAUUCCUCUGACAUUAGGUGAGAGAGAAACAUUGGUUGAUCUAUGCAAAUAACACACAACGUAAAACUUGGUUGUUAUCAAUGUUUAUAGGUGCAGUGAUCUCUGUAGUAGUUGAAUUGCACUGUCACAUUCCUUAUGUGUUUCCUCUGCAUAGUAAUUUUCAUGUCUGGACUAUUUUAUUUGUUUCAAAUGAUGUAAAUAUAUUUAUUUUUUUUCUUUUGUACAUUGUAAAUUAAUUGUACAUUUAUCACUUAAUAAAUCUCUAUAAUUUUG